Penicillium subrubescens is the source of this 2481-nucleotide messenger RNA. Its product is annotated as putative glutaminase. Lineage: Eukaryota; Fungi; Ascomycota; Eurotiomycetes; Eurotiales; Aspergillaceae. Bases 1 to 2481 code for a protein of 826 amino acids. The transcript is spliced from 5 exons. The record is from RefSeq and is a predicted model, not a curated record.
AUGCAACUGUCCGUCGCUGUAUUAGCUGCGGCUGUCAGUCAAGCCGUCGUUAGUACGGCUUCUACCCUCACGCCGCCCGUGUUACCCUUAAUAGUGCGGAAUCCCUACCUCAGCACGUGGAUGGGAAAUGCCCGCGAGAAUCCUUGGGCUAAAUGGCCCAUGUUCUAUACUGGAGAGGAAGUCGGCCUUGCAUUGAUGGCCCAUGUUCCUAGCAAGGGAACCGUUUAUCCUUUAGUUGGUAGGCCACAGGAUUCGUUGGCCUCGGAUUCUGGAUACCAAGUACAAUACCCUGAUUACUUGGGACAUAACUAUGACGCCUCUACGACCAACUUCACCUAUCGUAUUGACACUGGUGCUGCGAAGCCCCUUGAUAUCACGGUCUCCUUCCUCUCGCCCAUCACGCCGACCUCGACUUUGCGACAGUCGAUUCCGGCUUCCUAUGUGACAAUCGAUGUACAGGGUGGCGUUGAUGUCAAUGUCUAUAUGGAUAUCGAUGGGCGAUGGGUAAGUGGAGAUGGAGGCAGUCACCUCAACUGGCAGUGGGAUACACUCGAAGUUGAAGAAAGCGACAAUCAAAAACCCAGUCUGCAAAGCUGGCAGAUUCGCCGAGACUCAGAGCUUGAUUUGUCUGAAAUCCGCGAUCGGGCCGAGUGGGGUACUCUUCAUUUCACUGGUCCUAACGAUGCGCGGUAUGAGUCUGGAGAAGCAUCACAGGUGCGACGACACUUUGCGAAAAGUGGAGUCCUGCGUAACUCAAAUGAUGGUCAAUUCCGAGCCAUUCGUGAUCGCUCGCCCGUUUUUGCGUUCUCUAAGUCCUUCAGACUCAGCCAAGCAGACCAUCGUUCUCAAAGCGUCACAUUUACCGUGGCCCUCAUCCAGACCCCUGUCGUUCAGUAUGCCGCUGCUCGUGGACUCACCAUGAUGCGACCUCUUUGGGAAUCCUGGUUCCCAAGCACCGACCAGUUGCUGAAUUUCCACUACAAUGACCACGCCGCAGCAAGUGCCCUGGCAUCCAACUAUUCCGCACAACUGGCCAAGGACGCGUAUCUCUCUGGAGCAGAUGACUACGUAGACAUUGUUGCUCUCAGUGCUCGACAGGUGAUGGGGGCGACCCAGUUCUCGGGUACCCCGGACAGCCCUAUCCUGUUUUUGAAGGAGAUCUCUUCAAAUGGUAACUUCCAGACCAUCGAUGUCAUCUUCCCGGCCUUCCCAUUCUUCCUCUAUACCAAUCCCCGCUGGCUGGCGUAUCUCUUGGAGCCACUGAUCGAGCAUAUGCUCAGCGGACAAUACCCCAAUACCUAUGCUAUGCAUGACCUGGGUAGCCACUUCCCCAAUGCCACCGGCCACCCCGAUGGUAAUGAUGAGUACAUGCCUGUGGAGGAGUGCGGUAACAUUCUGAUCAUGGGUCUUGCCAUCGCCAAUUCACUUCAGUACGAGGAUAGCUCCGAGGCGUCUUCCAUCUGGUCGUCACAGGGUGAGCCUCGAUCAAAAUUCUCGACGCUGAACCAGGGCCUGUUCCCUCUUGAUGAUCUUCAAGUCAUGUCGGGAAUUAGCUAUCAAGAUAGCAAAUGGGGCGGAGGUAUAGAGGGUCGGAGUCUUGCAAAGAAAUGGGUGCAGCGAAGCUACCGUCUCUGGAAGCAAUGGACUGGCUACCUGGUUGAAUUCUCCUUGGAACCUGCUAACCAGCUGUCCACUGAUGACUUUGCUGGCUGGCUUGCACUCCAAACCAACCUAGCUCUGAAGGGCAUCAUCGGCAUCAACGCCAUGAGCAAACUCUCCGAGCUAGUCGGUGACAAAGAGGAUGCCUCUUACUUCAAGAAAAUCGCCAACGAAUAUAUCACCAAAUGGGAAGAAUUUGGCAUGUCACGAGAUGGCUCCCACGCCAAACUCGCCUACGACUGGUACGGUUCCUGGACAACAAUCUACAAUCUCUACGCCGACGCCCAGCUCUGCUUCCACCUCGAAAACACAAACACCACCUCCUCUCCUUCCUCCUACUCUAGCACUAACAAAUCCCCCGGCUUCGUCCCCCACCACAUCUACCAAAAACAAUCAAUAUGGUACCACUACGUCCGUCAAAAGUACGGUCUCCCCCUCGACAGCCGACAUCUCUACACAAAAACCGACUGGGAAUUCUUCUCCAUGGCCGUCGCAUCCAAGCCCGUGCGCAGUGAGAUCCUCGAAUCCGUCGCGCGGUGGGUCAACGAAACGGUCACGGACCGACCAUUCACGGACCUGCAUAAUACAGAGGGUGAUGGGAAUUUCCCGGGGAUUAAUUUCUUUGCGCGGCCGGUUAUUGGUGGGCAUUUUGCUUUUUUGGCGCUGGAGAGGGCGUGUGGGGGGAAGGCUAUGGAGGGGUUGGCGUUUUUGGAUGAGGUUGACCAGGAGACGAUGCGGGGCUGGGAGGAGGUUGCGGAGGGUGCGGUUAAGGAGUUUGAGAAGAGGCCUUGGAGGUUGCAUCAUGGGGAUGAUGAGUUGUAG